Messenger RNA from Sodiomyces alkalinus F11, 1707 nucleotides. RefSeq names its product acyl-CoA dehydrogenase family member 10. The record is from RefSeq and is a predicted model, not a curated record. The coding region runs from base 307 to 1674 and encodes 455 amino acids. NCBI's taxonomy places the organism in Eukaryota, Fungi, Ascomycota, Sordariomycetes, Glomerellales, Plectosphaerellaceae. Gene Ontology annotation, molecular function: flavin adenine dinucleotide binding; oxidoreductase activity, acting on the CH-CH group of donors. The transcript is spliced from 2 exons.
CCAGGGACCAAGGCCUCUCUGUCAUGACCUGAUGACCGCUAACCUCGUUCGUUUUACCCAUUCAGCUUCUGGCUCGGCUUGUGAUCGCCAUCUUGCAUAGCCAUACUAUUAGACAUACAAAGCUUUGGUAGAAUUCAUGUUCCCAUACUUUUUUUGCAUCCUCACCUUCAGCAACAAGUUACAACCACCCCCUUCUUUUUUAUCUUCUUUCUUGACCAAUUUAUUCGUCCCUAGUUGAUCUUCAAUUUAUUUCCCUUCUCCCUCGCCUGGUCUGCACCUAUACCCCAAACAAACACAUCACCAACAAUGUCCCCUACGCCAUCAUCAGUAGACAACCCGGCCCUCCAGGGCCCGGCCUUCCAACGGCUACCGCCCUGGGUCAAGGCCAAGUUGUCGCCUCUGGCCAUCGAGAAGAUCCAGGCUGUCUACGACUGGGUCGAGAAUGAGUGCAUUCCCCGCGAGCAGAUCAUGAAGGCACAGCUGGAAGGCCGCCGCUGGACAACCCCUCCCUUGAUGCACGAGCUGCGGGAGAAGGCAAAGGAACGCGGUCUCUUUAAUCUGUUCUUGCCCAACCACUUUGCCGAGAGCCCCGGCUUGACCAACCUGGAGUACUCGUGCUGUGCUGAGAUUAUGGGCCGGUGCUACUGGGCUGCUCAGACCAUGAACUGCCACGCUCCCGAAACCGGCAACAUCGAACUACUGGCCAAGUACUGCACCCCCGAACAGAAGAAGAAGUGGCUGCAGCCUCUGCUCGACGGCACCGCCGCGUCGGCCUACUCCAUGACGGAGCCCGACGUCGCCAGCUCGGACGCCACUCAGAUCGGCAUCUCCGUGCGGCGCGAGGGCGACGAGUACGUCAUCAACGGCCGCAAGCUGUACGGCAACUGCCUCUGGAACAAGGAGCUGAGCUUCUACAUCCUGAUGGGCUGCUCGGACCCGAACCACCCGAACAAGUGGUCGCGCCACACCACGCUCAUCGUGCCGUGCAACACGCCGGGCAUCACGCAGGUGCGCAACCUGACCAUCAUGGGCUACGACCACGCGCCCGAGGGCCACGGCGAGUACCGCUACGACAACGUGCGCGUGCCGGCCGAGAACGUCAUCCUGGGCGAAGGGCGCGCCUUCGAGAUCGCCCAGGGCCGCCUGGGCCCCGGCCGCAUCCACCACUGCAUGCGGCUGAUCGGCCAGACCGAGCGCGCCUACGAACUGGCCCUGCUGCGGUGCAACGACCCGCGCAAGAAGCCCCGCGGCAAGCUGAUCGGCGAGUUCGACUCCAACAUUGAGCGCAUCGCCCAGAUGCGGCUCGAGCUGGACGCCAUGCGCCUCGUUGUCCUGAACGCCGCUGACACCAUGGACCUCCAUGGCAACAAGGCCGGUAAGCGAGCCAUCGCCCAGAGCAAGAUCCUGGUGCCCGAGGUCGCGUGCAAGAUCAUCGAUGAGUGCAUGCAGAUCUACGGUGGUCAGGGCCUCACCCAGCACACCCCGCUGCCCGAGAUGUGGACCUACGCCCGUUUCGUCCGCGUGGCCGAUGGCCCCGAUGCGGCGCACAGGCAUCAGGUUGGACGGGAGGAGAUGAAGUCGGCGGAAGCGUUCCGGAAGCGUCACCAGGCGUAUCAGGAUCAGUAUAAGAAGUUGGCGGAGCAGUAUGGGGAGAAGUAUAUUUCUUUUGACUAGAUAUUGGGUAUCUGCAUAUAUGUUUAGAGGGCU